AUGGCCACAGACAAUGAUACAGCAGUGUUUGAGUAUCUCCUUACUGGCAUUUCCAAUUAUCCUGAGUUGAAUGGCAUGUUUUUCACAUUGGUGCUAAUAACUUAAUUCGACACUUUGUUGGGAAAUGAACAUAUCAUCUUUCUGAUCCACUUUGACCCCCACCUCCGCACUCCGAUGUAUUUUUUCCUUAAUCGCCUGUCUUUCUUAGACCUUUGCUAUGGAAUGACCUCCAUGCCCCAGGUCUUGGUGCAUUGUUUUUCCACCAAUCCCUACCUCUCUUAUUCAAAAUAUUAGACCCAAAUGAGUGUCUCCCUGGUUUUGGCCACAGCAGAGUGUUUUCUACUGGCCGUCAUGGCCUACGACCGUGUGGUUGCUAUCAGCAGCCCACUGCGCUCUUCAGUGCUCAUGAAUGGCCCAGUUUGUGUCUGGUUGGCUGCUACUUCAUGGGGGGCAUCACUUGUGCUCACUGCAAUGCUUGUUUUAUCUCUAAGGCUUCGUUUCUGGGAGGCUAAUGUCAUCAAUCAUUUUGUCUACGAUUCUCUCAUUAAGCUGGCUUGUUCUGACACCCGCCUCAAUGAGCUUAUGAUCCUCAUCACUGGCAUUUUCAUGCUCCUACCCUUUGCGUUUGUUCUCCUCUCCUGUAUCCGAAUGUUGAGGAGUCGCUCACCUGAGGGCAGACUCAAGGCCUUUUCCACAUACAUGAAGCCUCAGUCCAAGUCCUCCUCUAACCAGGACAAGUUUAUUUCAGUAUUUUAUGGAGCCUUGACACCCAUGCUGAACCCCCUGAUAUACAGCCUAAGGAACAAAGAUGUUAAAGAGGCAAUGAGGAAAGUUAUGGCUAGAAGGGCAUAA
Ochotona curzoniae (black-lipped pika) is the source of this 852-nucleotide messenger RNA. RefSeq names its product olfactory receptor 13H1. NCBI's taxonomy places the organism in Eukaryota, Metazoa, Chordata, Mammalia, Lagomorpha, Ochotonidae. Gene Ontology annotation, molecular function: G protein-coupled receptor activity; olfactory receptor activity. Gene Ontology annotation, biological process: G protein-coupled receptor signaling pathway. The record is from RefSeq and is a predicted model, not a curated record. Gene Ontology annotation, cellular component: membrane.